AUGGCGGCAGUCGCCACGUACAAGCCAGCGACUUCUAUCGCGCUGGUGAUCGAAGUGGAUGGGACAUUUCGGUGCCCAGCGGCAGCAACAUGCCGUGGCAGACUCGGAGGAAUUCCAUGGAUUUUGUCGCAACUGCAAUUGUUGAUUCGCGAUUCGCACACGCCGCGGUUCCAUUUCGACUUUACCCACGACAAGCACACGAUGGCGGACGUCGUGACGGAGUUCAAGGUGGGCAUGACGUGCGAAGGGUGCUCCGGCGCAUGUGAACGCAUCCUCAAGAAGAUUGCAGGAGUGACGUCGGUGUCUUGCGACAUUCCUGGCCAACAAGUGCUCGUGACCGGGACAGCGGACCCCGCCGUGAUGCUGGAAGCACUGCUCAAGUGGUCCAAAGCGAGUGGCAAGAGCGUGGAAUUGGUCCAGUAA
Aphanomyces invadans is the source of this 423-nucleotide messenger RNA. RefSeq lists its product as hypothetical. NCBI's taxonomy places the organism in Eukaryota, Oomycota, Saprolegniomycetes, Saprolegniales, Verrucalvaceae. The record is from RefSeq and is a predicted model, not a curated record. The coding region runs from base 1 to 423 and encodes 140 amino acids. Gene Ontology annotation, cellular component: cytosol. Gene Ontology annotation, biological process: copper ion transport. Gene Ontology annotation, molecular function: copper chaperone activity; metal ion binding. The transcript is spliced from 3 exons.